Messenger RNA from Somion occarium, 1178 nucleotides. The record is from the annotation of a GenBank genome assembly. Lineage: Eukaryota; Fungi; Basidiomycota; Agaricomycetes; Polyporales; Cerrenaceae.
AUUGUGAUACGAGUGUAAAUGUAGGUGUAUAAAUACAGUUCCCAUUGAACGACGUUUCCCCAUCGCAGGUCGGUCCUGGGCAUUCUUCGUUGUUCAUUCUCUUUUUACCACUUCUAGUCAUUCCUUCACAACACUUGUACUUGUCGCUCAUUCUUUAAUAACCUCUUGACGUUAAUCAUGGCUCUUAUUAAACACACCAUUCUUUUCUUCGCUUUGGCUGCUCUGUUGACUUUCGCCCUCGCUCUCCCAGUUGCAUUCCCCUCCAAUCAAGUACUGGAAGCGCGACUGAAGAUCGGUCCUGCCAAACCGCGUCCUGUGGCUCCCCGACCUGCAAGGCCUGCUCCAGCCAAAGCCCCUGCUCCAGCCAAGGCACCUCCACCUCCCAAGCGCCCUGCACCCCCUCCAAAGUCGGUCUGCAACGGAUUGAAAGACAAGAAUGGCAACGGAAACUGUGAUGCGUGUGUGAAAAACAGUGCUUGCGCUUUCGACCGUGAUGGUCUUAAAUGUGUACCGAAGCCAGCUGGUUCCCUUGGCGCUAGCUUCGUGACUACUUCCACACAAUGUCGCACGAUCAGACAGACGACCAACAUAAAUCCCAAUGCUGACAUUCAGAAGCAAGCUGCCGCUGAGUUUGCGCGGAUGGAGAAGCACAUCUUUCAAGGCGAAACAGAUCCCACUUCUGGCCGACACACAUUUAGCGCUUGGACUGCGAAGAACAAAGAUGCAGGUAUUUGCGACAAGAACACCCACCUAUGCGCAUUCCGACUUAAUGAGAAAACGCCGAAGACCAUUUGGGAUGAUCGCUCGGGUGCCUAUACUAAGCAAGACAUCAAAGAUAUGUGUUUGAAUGCCAUCACGUUGAACAUUCAGAAGAACAACAAUGCCAAGUCCUCCGCUGCUUUCGUCGUGCAAACGAAAUUUGGCAAGCCUAUCUGCAUCGAACAUCUCGUCACGAAGGCAAAUACUCCGUCAUGCUUCCCUCUUGGUAUUCAUUCCACGUUCCCUGGAUCGAGGCCACUGGGCUCUUCCUGUAGUGAUACGGGCCAUGGUGCUAUCAAAGGCGUGACCGAAGAUAUUGCAACGCGAAAGUGACGAAGUUGACGUUACAUAGUAUAUACUGGUAAUAAGUGUGAAUUUGCAUGCAUUCUGGUACAUUCAUCUCACUGGCUAUUGGAGUC